Messenger RNA from Achroia grisella, 2986 nucleotides. RefSeq names its product lariat debranching enzyme (gene ldbr). Gene Ontology annotation, biological process: mRNA splicing, via spliceosome. The record is from RefSeq and is a predicted model, not a curated record. NCBI's taxonomy places the organism in Eukaryota, Metazoa, Arthropoda, Insecta, Lepidoptera, Pyralidae. Gene Ontology annotation, cellular component: nucleus. The transcript has 5 exons. Gene Ontology annotation, molecular function: RNA lariat debranching enzyme activity. The coding region runs from base 114 to 1646 and encodes 510 amino acids.
UGUUUGAAUUUUAUAUAAAAUCACGGAUAUAAUAUUGCAAAAAAAUUAAACCUUCAUGUUAUUGUAAGCACUGUGCUUUACUUCAAUAAAUUAUUGUACGUUUUAUAUAUACAAUGAAAAUUGCUGUAGAAGGUUGUGCUCAUGGAGAGCUAGAAAAAAUAUACGAAUGCAUAGAAACUUUACAACACAGGGAGAAUAUUAAAAUUGAUUUACUUAUAUGUUGUGGAGAUUUUCAGUCCGUUCGUAAUUAUCAAGACUUGAGGGCUAUGGCGGUGCCUGAAAAAUAUCUAAAUAUGUGCACAUUUCACAAGUAUUACAGUGGAGAAAAAAGAGCACCAAUAUUGACUAUUUUCAUUGGUGGCAACCAUGAAGCAUCAAAUUAUUUGCAAGAACUUCCAUAUGGGGGGUGGGUGGCACCUAACAUUUAUUAUCUUGGCAGAGCUGGUGUCGUCAUGUUUGGAAAUUUAAGAAUUGGAGGUUUAUCUGGCAUAUUUAAGGGACAUGACUAUCUACAAGGGUUGUGGGAAUGCCCGCCAUAUUCCCAGAGUUCUCUACGGUCAGUUUAUCAUGUAAGAUCAAUUGAUGUAUUCAGAUUGAGUCAACUCCAAGAAAAAGUGCAUGUUAUGUUAUCUCAUGAUUGGCCAAGAGGCAUUACAAAUUUUGGUGAUGUUGAGCAUUUAUUGAGAAGGAAACAAUUUUUAAGGGAAGAUAUUGAAUCAAAUCAGUUGGGUAGUGUACCAGCAGAGACUUUACUGCACACACUGAAACCAGAUUAUUGGUUUGCAGCUCAUCUACACUGUCAAUUUGCAGCACUUGUUAAACAUGAGGAUGACACAGAAACUAAAUUUCUUGCAUUAGACAAAUGUUUACCAAAACGGAGGCAUUUGCAAAUAUUGGACAUCCCUGAAAAAUAUGAUGGUGACAAGAUCCUCAAACUAGAUGUAGAAUGGCUAACUGUAUUAAAAAAUACAAACCAUCUCUUGAGUGUCAAAAACAUGGAUUGUCAUAUGCCUGGACCAGGAGGGAAUGAAAGGUAUGAUUUUACACCAACAGUAGAGGAGAAAAGUCAGAUUUUGAAUUUAUUGCAAGACUUAACUAUUAAAGAAGGUAGUUUUGUUAGGACUGCACCCAUUUAUGAUUCCAAAGCUCCAAAAUGUGCACCAAAUAAUCCAAUAAUGAAUCCACAAACAGUAAAUCUCUGUGAAAAAUUGGGAAUAGAUGAUCCCCUGCAAGUGGUGAUGGCUCGAUCUGGUAGGGCCCUUACAGAGCCAUCAUCUAAUGAUAACAAUGUUACAUCCACUAGUGAGCUAGUCACAAGUACUAUGUCUCUUGCAGACCACACUCCAAUGAAGUCUAAGUUAUUGUUGCCACCACCCAGUACACCCAAUGAAUGUGAUAGUGAAGAUUCUUUAAAAAAAUCAAAGUGUUCUACAGAAAGCACAUUUAUUUCCAUAGACAAUAUGGAAUCUACUAAUGACUGUUCUACUCCUACCUCAGAGGGCACAAAGAAAACCUUUAAAAGACGAAAUCUAUCAAUUUAUAAUACACCUGAUGUAGAAGAUUCUAUAAGUGACACAUCUAGUGGUCUGGUAGAUGCUGAAAGCCCUCGGUCAAGUAAAUUACCAUUUAGGACCAAUAUAUUAUAGUGAUAUUUAGUUACUUAGUGCUAUAUAAAAAAUAGACAUAAUCACAAUUUUAUAUUGUAUAUUUUUUUUAGGAUGGUAAUAGUUGACAAUUUAAUUAAUAUCAAUAUAUUCACAGACUGCAGUCUCAGGUGAAAGGAAAAUUAAUUUACAUUUUGAUUAUGAAUUUCAGACAGAAAUUGGUAUUUAUAUAUUCAUAUACAAGAUAUGAAAUUGAUUGUUUGAAGUUUAUACACUGCAUAUUCUAUGUAUCUUGUUGGAUAGCUGAUUCAUUCAGAAAUGCACAUUUAUCAAGGAAAUUUUUUAAAUAGGUCUAGAGGUUGGAAAGUGAGCCAGUUGUUUUUAUUUUAAAAUGACAAUAAUUUUGUAUUAUGGCAUAAUAAUAUACAUUAAAUGUAUAUUUUUUUAUAUAUUAAACUAAACAAUUUUCGAUUAUAUCAAAUAUCACAAUGAAUAGAGUUUAGUGACACUGAAAGUUAUAUACUUAGUGUAACUAAUAAUAUAGACAAUUACUUUAGUCAAUUUUAAUUGUAAAUGUAAUGAUAAAUAUGCAUAAAGAGAUUUAUAUAAAUGUAGGAUAAUUGGUCACAUUUUUUGACGUUAAUUAAAGUAAUUUUUUUACACACACACUUUUUUACCUACGUCAUUAUACUCCAAAUCACAUUAUGUAACAUAAUUUACAUUAUUUACAACAUAUUACAUUUAGUUGAGCAGAAAAGAGCUGACAAUUAUGAACACAUGAUUUUUAUAUUACUAUAAUAAUAAUAACAUUCAGUGAUUAUUUUCAACCCAAGUUUAUUCCGAAGCUUUACAAGCUUGCCAUUUUGGUUGGUUUAGUUUUUAUACGAGUGUUCAAAUGAAAUAUCUAAUUAAAUCAUAUUUAAAUUAUUGUUGUUGUAUAUACACUGUUGCUAUGUCUACUCUUACUUGGCUCCAAACGUCAGCUAACUUUUAUGGAUAAAGUCCGAGCAGAAGUAGGCAAAAAGAAAUAUCAAUAUUUAAAGUGUAAGUAAUGUCCUAUUUCUUAAUCUAAGAUUUUUUAUGUUAUGAGAAACCACUUUGUAAAGCAGAUAUAGAUUAAUAUUAUUCGAGUUUUCUAAAUAUCUUAAUAUAUUAGGACUGCUCUCAUAUUAGCAAUAAAAAAUAUAAAUUACCAAAGUCCAACAAUUAUCGCGUUACCUGUUUUUUUAAAAAUAAAUGUACAUUUUUGUUAUACAUUUAUAUUGUCUCUUUGUUUUAUACUACAGCGAUAUAAAUAAUUUUCAACAUUUCUAAAUUAUCACUCGGUCAAGUGUUCUCUCUAUAGUGAAUUAAAAUAUUAUAAUGUUUGGUUCAUAUAUCUG